Messenger RNA from Debaryomyces hansenii CBS767, 813 nucleotides. It is a transcript of the gene SIW14, whose product is annotated as putative tyrosine protein phosphatase. NCBI's taxonomy places the organism in Eukaryota, Fungi, Ascomycota, Pichiomycetes, Serinales, Debaryomycetaceae. The transcript has a single exon. Gene Ontology annotation, biological process: protein dephosphorylation. Gene Ontology annotation, molecular function: phosphatase activity; inositol diphosphate tetrakisphosphate diphosphatase activity. Gene Ontology annotation, cellular component: cytoplasm. Bases 1 to 813 code for a protein of 270 amino acids. The record is from RefSeq and is a predicted model, not a curated record.
AUGAGUGAAGUAUUAGACGAUCCGUUCCAGAUGGACGAAGAACUACCUAGUUAUAAGGAAAAUGAUAGCGUACAUAAGGAUAUAACGCCCAGAUAUGAUGAUAAUGAGAUGAUGAACGACCCAAGUAUAAUGAAUUCUGAUAAGAGAUAUAUACGAUCUAAGCUAGACCAGCUUAAGAUAAAUGAAGAGAGUACUAAUAAUACUGGAGACGACGAGCCAACGUAUGAAGAGGAUAUCGAUGAUAAGUUUGACGGGACGUUUGAACCAAAGGAAACUCAAGAAAGCGGCGAUUUUGCGGAUGAGAUUCCUCAAUUGACUCCACCCGAAAACUUUGCACCAGUGAUUAACAAGAUAUAUCGAUCCUCGUUCCCCCAACCAUCUAAUUUUCCAUUCGUAAAGAAGCUAAAAUUGAAGUCCAUCCUCUGUCUUAUACCCGAGGACUACCCGGAGGAACACGAGCAGUUUUUGGAGAAAGAGAAUAUCAAACUCUUCCAACUCGGGAUGUCGGGGAAUAAGGAACCCUUUGUGAAGAUAUCACAUAAUCUUAUAACGGAGGCGAUAAAAAUAGUCCUCAAUCCGGCCAACCAACCGAUAUUAAUACACUGUAACAGAGGGAAGCAUCGUACCGGGUGUCUUGUAGGAGUACUACGCAGAUUACAGAAAUGGUCGCUUACAAUAAUCUUUGAUGAGUAUCGGAAAUUUGCUGCUCCCAAGGAAAGACCAAUGGACCAACAAUUCAUCGAACUCUACAAUGAAGUCGAGCUAGAAGAAUACGCCAAAGAAAACAGCCUUCUACCAAUCCCGUGGGAUUGA